AGUUAGCAUUUGUUCGCCCCACGCACAACACCUCACAAGUAUUUUGCAACAUGUAUUCCAAGAUCAUUGUUGUUCUGGCCCUUGUCGCCGCCAUCAGUGCUCAAAGCCACUACGGACAUCAACAACACUACCAGCCCCAGCACUACCAUCACGAAGAGGAGCAUCACGGACCAGUGCACUACGAGUAUCACUACGAUGUGCAUGAUGACCACACCGGUGAUGUUCACGGCCAGAAGGAGGCUCGCAAGGACGACUCUACUCAGGGCGAGUACUACCUGAUCGAUGCCGACGGUCACAAGCGUACCGUUACGUACCACGUUGAGGGCAAGAGCGGAUUCAUCGCGGAGGUGCACCGCGAGCCGAUCAAGGGAUACCAGGCACCGCAGCCCCAGCACCACCAAUAUCAGCCUCAUCAUGAGGCUCCGGCUCACUACAACUAUCAACACUAAAGAAUAGUUUAGCUCUACACAAUAACGGUAAUAAACUUACGAUAUAACUUUGAAAACCUGAUUCAGUGAUUUAAUUUAGUUACAUUCAUUAGCUAUUUAUACAUUUCAUACAGAGAUUUUUAAGGGACGGACCCGUGGUACAGUCGUCAAUUCGUACGACAUAAUUACAUGCCCGUCAUGGAUUCAAGCCUAAAAUUGACCCCCGAAGAAAGCACUGUGUAUCCGGCUGCGUGGUAUUGAAAUCCUACACCGGAAAACGUGGUACAACAUGGUUAGGUGAGGCGAAAUGAUCACCUGCAUUAUUGACAAAUUAUCAUGUUUAAAAUGACUUCCAAUGAUUGAAUUACAUAAUAUAUAAUGUUUAAAGCGCACCACGAACGUUUCAUAACCUAAGAUUUCUAAAUAAAUGAAUAGAUUAGGAAAAAAAUUCUUGCUUAUCACAAUGUAAUAUUCACCGUCUCGAAAAGAAGCUUCCGUAAGAAUUUUACAAAUAAUUAAAUUAAAAAGAUGAUGGGAGUUCCGGAUCGGUAUCGUAAAUCCUCUACAUCACCCACAUUCUUAAUCUGGAUUCGUUUCCGAAAUAAAUAUAGCUUCGAAUCCGGCUGUUCCUUACGAAUACAGAUCCGAUUGGCUCCGAUUGAAUCUGGAUUACUCCGAUCGAAUCCAAAUGGCUCCUAUUGAAUUCGUUAUACUACCGCGCCUAAUUCGUAAAGCAAAAUACUUAAACUAUAAAAGCAAGCUUGCAAGCAACCAUAACUCCUAGUUAACAUUGCUGUCUUCAUAGCUACACAUAUGUACAAGCAAAAAUUCGAUCGUCUAUAUCAG
Messenger RNA from Anopheles gambiae (African malaria mosquito), 1274 nucleotides. Its product is annotated as larval cuticle protein A2B. The record is from RefSeq and is a predicted model, not a curated record. The coding region runs from base 51 to 449 and encodes 132 amino acids. The transcript is spliced from 2 exons. Gene Ontology annotation, cellular component: extracellular matrix. NCBI's taxonomy places the organism in Eukaryota, Metazoa, Arthropoda, Insecta, Diptera, Culicidae.